Exaiptasia diaphana is the source of this 921-nucleotide messenger RNA. RefSeq lists its product as uncharacterized. The record is from RefSeq and is a predicted model, not a curated record. The coding region runs from base 345 to 866 and encodes 173 amino acids. The transcript is spliced from 3 exons. NCBI's taxonomy places the organism in Eukaryota, Metazoa, Cnidaria, Anthozoa, Actiniaria, Aiptasiidae.
UUGCUACUGAGAUAAUUUGUUGUGAAAAGGGCGCAAAUACGUAUUGUUGCAAUUCAAAUUGAUAAACGCGUUUGUUAGAAAUAAAAUAAGCACUAUUGAAUAAAGUAUUUUMAACAGGAAGCAGUGAGGACUGCCUAUAGACUAUUGGAGGAACAAAUUACUAAUGAAGAGGAAGAUGAAUUAAGGCUUUGGAACUUCGACAAAGGGUAAGUUUUUGUUAUUUAUUUAUAUUUAUUUCUAUAAAACGGCAAUGCUUAUCAAAUGGAAUAAGAUUCUACAAUCAAAUUUUUUAUCUGUCUAUCAGGCYAAAAGACCCCACAAACAUAAAGACGACUGUUUAUAUAAUGAAGAAUGUGAGGGCGUUAUAUCCAGACGCACCUAAAGGAUCUAUAAGAGUUGCCACAGUUCGAUAUUACACUUCCCUCUACGAAAGCCACAUGAAGAAGAAGAAAAAUCAGUUCAAGAAUCACUUAUCGCGUCAAAGGAAAUAUGAACGUAGAAAAAGGAAAUUAUCAGCGAGAAAAUCCAUUCUAAAUAAGACAAGCCACUUAGAUGAAAGGGAAAGGAAAAAGGCUAUGACGGUGAUGCGGCUGGACUUUAUGUCCUCCGAACAUUCUGACGACGAAGAAAACACACUCAUUGUGUCGAAACUUCCUUGGCGUUCUGAGGAAGUUGACUCACUAUUUGAGGCGCUUGAUGAAAAGCACUCCCGGAGCCUCUCUCGCAAAUCGAGAAGAAUGGCUUUGACACGAUACGAGGCCAAUGAUCCCUCAAAGAGAGCAGUGCCAGACAGAUUUCCAACAUUCGCAGUAAAAAAGGAUCACUAUAAAGAUCGCCCCUUUAAAUUUAUUAAGAACAAAAAGUAGAUCGUAGAUCACGAGAUGUAAAACUAAAUGCAUAGCAUCAGAGUCUAUAACUGAA